Amoebophrya sp. A25 is the source of this 6032-nucleotide messenger RNA. NCBI's taxonomy places the organism in Eukaryota, Dinophyceae, Syndiniales, Amoebophryaceae. The record is from the annotation of a GenBank genome assembly.
GUAACAAGUAGUCCAAGUUAGAAAUCUUCCCAGGUACUAAACCAACUAAUAUCUUGGUCAUCGUUCAAGAUGACGAAACUUUCUGCACAUCACAACUUCUACUUCUACUUGUUUGGUAGAACAACGAGAAGAAAAGCUGUCUUCUUGUUCUUUGUUCUCCACUUUGUCAUCUUUACUGUCUCUUGUUGCCUUUGCUCCGUAGUUUCUGCUUUUCGCAGUGCUGGAGACUUGCGAUUACGAAAGCGCGAUGUUAGUGGGUCCACUUCCACAACUCCUAUUGUCCCUACCACGACUUUGGAAGCCGCACCAGCCUCACCUGUUGUUCGCCACAUACCACCAUCAGCAAAUGAAAACAUCAAUCUGUUGAAGAUUCGACCGCCGUACACUCCGCCUCUAGCUCCGGAAGUGAGAUCUGGGGUACUCUCUUGGGCCGCUUGGCUAAGUUAUGGAUGUGAAGAAUGCGAAAAUUACUUAGAGUUAGUUAUGGACAUGAAUUAUACUUACAAAAAUUGAUUAGAAGAAGCAUCAGGAUCAGCAUCUGUUACCGCUGCUAGUCGGGUUCCCUUCUAGAAGAGCCAGCCGCGUCUAAUUUUUGAAAGUCAAGCGUUGGAGCUCGCUAUGCAAGAAUCUUGUCCUCUUUGCGCUCAGCUAUCUACCAGGGAAGGUGUUUGCUGUCCUUCGCCGUAAUCCUAAGGAAAUAUUGAAGCCAAGACCCUUGCUGCGACUUGAAAUUAAGAAGGCUUGUUGGAAUGAUUUUUGUUAUCUCUCUCAGAAGUAUUUUUUUCUUCUCUUCAGAUCUUCGAUGUUCUCUGAUCUCAUUCACAACUCAGAGUGAAUCUUAACAAAGAUAGACUAUUUAGUGGCAGAAAAUUAUCAUUAAGGGUUUAGGGUAGAUAGAGAUAGGGUGGGUAUCGUUAAGGGUUUAGGGUAACGAUAAAUAGACAGAAGAGAUGCGGAGACUAUGAGCAGCGCUAACGAGACGCUGAUUAGUGGUUGGCCCUUCGAGUUGGAUUUUGUACUGGAAUUGGAGCAGAAGGAGUACGAAGAAAUUCUGCAAGGUCUUGACGAAGAAACAAGCACGAAUAUUAGGAGAAGAGCCGACGUGCAACAAAUGCUUCCAGUAGAAGAGGAAGAGGAAGAUCUUGACCAGAGGAGCAACUCGUACAAGAACUACUUGCUCAACAACAAGAAACACGAGAGCCAAAAUAUAUUGCAACGCAUGACAAUGCAAGUUGAUCUUCCGACCUCCUCUUCCGUGGAAGGUGGAGCACAACAUCAUGGGUUCUUCGCAAGUAGCAAUGGCGUGUCAUCUACUUCUCGUCCUCUAGAUGCUGGGCGCCGGCGUAUAUUGGCGAAGUAUUCUGGUUUGUAUGACUUGGUCGGGGAAGAAGGUCUUCAUGGAGAUGGACAAAGAGAACAAAAAGAUGCUGACGAUGAAGAUGUCAAAAUUAGUUCUUGCGUAUCGAAAAAUAGAACUAUUAUAAAGCAGACCACUAGUAUAAGACGAAAGUAUGUGAAGCGUGGAACUAGUGGCGAGGUGACACUGAUGCAUGACGUAGAGACUGGUAUGUUCUGGCUCCGGGACAUAGGUGAACCAGUAGCGGUCUACGAUAGCACAGGUUGGUUCAUUCCAACUACUAUCAGAGGUGCGGUAGGUGAUGUUGAUACUGAUGCCUCCUGGAGGCAAGAUGAAGUUGAACGACGCGUCGAUCUUCAACGACAUGCUGUAGGAGUUGAUGGUGUCCGCUCUUCAAAAAGCCUCAAUCCGAGGGAACACAAAGUAGAUGAUGUCACCAGGGCAGCGUGUCAGAGCAGGGAAGUGCAGAGACUAGAACAACUACACGACCACACUGGUACAGCCGCGCCUUCUCUUGCCGCACUAGAAGGCGCCAUGAACACCUACACAGCUCUAGUCGGUCCAGGGUCUAGUUUCGACGUUCUGCCAUCUACUUCUGAUGGACCUACGUCACCAAGCGCACCAGGCGGUAGACCGCGUGGGCACGAUAUCCUACGAGGAACGAGUAGAGGACCCGCAGCCGACAUGAUGUUUUGCAAGAACGGUACUUCUGAUAGGCAACAAGGUCUGUCGUGUACAGGCUAUCUGACACGCAGAGACGACAUGCAGAUGGAAGGCGCUUCGUCGACUGUCUCUGGUUGUGCAAAAAACGACGACGACGCAGACAUUGCAGCGUUGAUUUAAGAGUAGUACUGGUACUUGAGAAGUUGAUAGUAGAGAGGGAUGAUAUGCAUUUCCCAGUUGGGCUAAUAUGGGAGUCGGCCUCGAAGUCGGCUGCCAUUUUGUCUCUACAGUAUGUAACUUGGACAAUCAUAGUUGAGCAUGUUAAUUGAUUGCUUGAAAGGGGGGUGGCAUAUAGUCCUAACGCAAAAAAAAAAAACUCUACGGUGGUCGCGAAUGACCAUAACAAACAGGCGGGGCACACAUGACAAGCUUGUUUUAUGCAUAGCGUAGCAACGCGUACCUUUAUCAUCAAGAAUGGUAGGCUGAAGUGACUUGAUAAAUCUUCAUCCGAAAAAAAAACAAGGCAAGGGUGUUGGAGAUGCACUAAUUUGGUUACUAACAAAUCUCGUCUAAUUCUCAUCGCAACUUAGCAAAACGAGUGGCGUCAGCGCUCUAGCGCUCGGUGGUGCGGAUGAAGAAGAGGAAAAAAGUUUAAGUUAUAUACGACCAGGACUUGGAAAAGAAGCACAGAUCACAUCUUGAGAUGACGGUGAUGAUGAUCCCCAUGUUCUUGAUUCUCCUCGUUCCCGCUGUAGAAACUAAACGCUCUGCUCCUUGAAUCUUCCCGUUUUCCUUUUGCUCCAGAAGGUUUUUCAAAUCACGAAUUUCGUGAUUUAGGUAAAUAUUUAAGGAUUUCUUAGUACGUGUCUACUCUUGUAAAAAUUUGUCCAUUCAUACCAUAUCACCACCGUCUCUGGAAAAGAAGCACAGAUCGCGUCCUUUUUUGGUCCAGCAACGGUGGCGAAGUACCCUAGAGGGAAGGUAACAGACUCGUCCUGGACAAAGUUUGAUUUUGAUGGCGGUGUGCGACCUGUAUUCAGAAAGAGAAAAGGCAGUACACGGGGAACAAGUAGUUGUACUUCGAACAUCUUCGAUGGAGAAGGAGGUAGAGAAGUAAAAAGUCAAGACCGUCAUGAAGGAAAACUUCCAGAAAAAGAAGAUGAAUCACACUCAUCAUCGAACAAGGAAGUAAUGCGCAUUUACGAUCGGGAUUCGCAGCGUAUUCUGGUACGAGAGAUGAUGCGUCACGCCAGUGUCUUGGUACCUAAUCACUGCACGCAGCUAGAUCCCUUGGUUCUGAUGCUAAUUACGUGGUGGCAGGAUGCAUGCGAAACUAGUGCUCCUGGAGGUGGUGGUUCCGGCAGUCGUGCUAGUUGUACUAGUUCCGCUGUGGAAAAAGCCGCAAUGGAUGCUACUGUACUGACGACCAGAGGAAGGGGGGGUUCCUCAUCGAGUACUGAGAGUGGUGUUGAUAGCAUCCUACUUGAUACUAAUGUUGCUAAAGCACCUCCACCUUCUGCUUCCAGUACUACAGGAACCAAGAUUAUGAAACCAAAAUCUGUUAUCAUUAUCGUACUUUUCUACUUAAGAAACUUGAUAAUGAUAACAGAUUUUCUUUUCAUAAAAGCACCUCCUUCUGCUUCCAGUUGUACUACAUCAAGUGGAACUUCUGCUUCCAGUACUACAGGAACCAAAGUGAAGAGAGGCAAACUUAUCAAGAGCAAUCGUGGAUCCCGCCGUUCGCGAUUUGUGCGUGCCCCCCGAUUUGUGAGUCAUAGUCUGGUGGCGAAAUAUCCGGCUUUUGGUUCAGUGUGUCGUGAACUUGGUGGCAUUUUCGUAGACCGAAAGAGCCCAGCCUCAAAGAAAGAAUGCGCACAAGCUAUCUGCGAUCAUACUGAUCAUUGGUUGGCUGCAGACCCAGACGAACGGGAACCACUAGUCGUUUUAUGAUUCGAGAAGAUGAAGCUGAUCAACAUGAUGAAUAGAAUACAACAUCUAGUACUGCAAUCAACUGUUCAUCUACUGCAUAGAAGAUGUUGUAGAAGAAGUUGCGGAUCUGCCUUCUUGAUGUUGCAUGCGCAACUUCAAGAAGCCAUAUUUUCUUUCUAAUCCAUUUUGGUGAGGGUGGAUUAUCGAAUCAUGAAGGAAUACUAGAUCUACGAUCUGGAGCUUUCCAGAAUCCACGUGCAUCGAUUCGGCCGAUCAUGCUGCGCUACACACCCAAUCUCGCAGAAACCAUGUGGUACUACAAGGAAGAAGAUAAUUAUCCUAGUACAAGCACCUCCUCCACACCUGGUGGCCCAACACUAUCGCAGCACUACAAGAAAGAUGCUAGCGUAGUUCUUGACGGUGGACAAGUAGCAGACGGAACUCUACCAGGCCGCGGCCAAAACGAAAAACCACUAGGUCCAGUGGUUGCACGCUAUCGAAAAAAUGUCGAGGACGGUCAACAGACAGUUCCUGCUAGUGAGCUCGAGGGCCCGCUUAGUACUCCUACCUGGCUAGAGCGUCAUGUAAUUGUUAUGAAUCUUGUACUUCUUCGUAUUAUAGCUAGAAUAAUUUAUAGAACGGGUUGUAUAGGAUGUGGAUGGCCUUGGAUGGAUCGGAUGGACCUACUAAAUCCUUGGCUCCUACUUGAAACGCUUAGCGAAGCGGGGAAGUCCAUCCGUUCCAUGCGAUCCAUCCGAUCCAUCCCAUCCUGGACCGGACACCCCUAGAAAUUGUUCUAGUAUACUAUAAAAAUUCCUGCCGGGUGCGGUUAGAAGUUUUCCCUCAUAAAUCCUAGGUGACUUAGUCCAUCCAAUUUCAAAGUAUGACAAUCAUGAUCAUGAUAGUCUUUCUAAUCUACCUCCAAGUCCAACUGACGAACGGAAGACUCCAGAGAAGGCACCACGACGCAAGGUCGUAGUUAAGGGUUUCCACAUUGCAUUCUGCGUCUGCAACCCAUUCAUUCUUGACUUGUUUUCCAGUUAUAGGAAAGAGAAGUCGAGGCUCCUGGUCUGCAGAAAGCCAAAAUCCCACUUCUAAAGUAGUAAAGUUUUUACCAACCGACUCCAUGACGGGGGAUGAUGUGACGACCGAUGCGUGGCGAGACCGAGUGCAGGAAGAGAUGCGACUCAGCUUCGCAGAACUUUCUCUUCGAGAAGAACAAAAAUAAUGCCACCUGAUGCUAGUUGGUUCUAUUUGAUUCAAUCAGUAAAAGAGAAAAUGAAAACAAGAAAUUCUGGGCGAUUACGUUUUCUACAAGUAAAAUGAAAAACGAAAGAAACUACUCAUCUACUUGCAUUUUUACAUGUCAGGUCAGUACCAGCAAGGAGGAAGCCUCCCUAUGAACUAAAGCGAACAUGAUAUAACCCUAUCAAUGCUAGAUUUUGAUCCAAAACCAUUUGUUUUUGUUAGAAGCCAACACCUCACGCUAGGUUUAGGCACAUUCAUUCAUUCAUCGUCCGCGACAAAAAGUAUUCAUAUUGACUGCCGUAUAGCACAUACAAGUUUUGACUUUUUCCAUGUUGAUUUUUCUCUUCGCGUUUUCUAUUCUAGAAAGACUAGUUUCUUUCAUUAUCACAAAUAAUCGGUCCUCUGUAUCAUCUAGAUCUAGAUGUUGUUCUGUAUCUCUACAACUGUGCACUCUCUGUGAUCUUGCUGCGAAACAUAUUACUUAUGUGAAUCAAUUAUACCCUGCUGUCAAGCAGGUUGUCAACUCGGUAGUUACUACGUCUCCAACGUGGUGGUGGUCGCGAACAAUAAAAAAUGUCAGGAGAUACACUUCAUCUUUUUACCUCACCAACCAAGAUGUUGAUUGGAUUUCAAUAUCAAGAACACAGCAUGGCACAUGAAAUGAGCUUCCGAAUUCCUUGACUUCUAAUACAUCAUCUGAGUGGUCUCUUCACUCUCUCUGCUCCUCAAUAUCCUCAGAGGAGGUGUCCCGACGAGAAGAUUUCCUUGCUGAUUUUUAUCAAAGUUUAUUCUUCAAGAAUGAAAUCUAUAUAAUGUUGACGGACCGCAACGGCUG